This is a messenger RNA of Pantherophis guttatus, 4668 nucleotides long. RefSeq lists its product as uncharacterized. Lineage: Eukaryota; Metazoa; Chordata; Lepidosauria; Squamata; Colubridae. The record is from RefSeq and is a predicted model, not a curated record.
CCUCCUCACUCCAGCUUUUCCGACCCCCUCCCUUUCCCCGGGUCGGGUUAACCCUUGAAUCGCCAGGCUCGACUGCGUUGCUUUUGAUUUUUCUUCUUUGGGCGAAAUAAUUCCGAUUUUUUUUUUCUCUCUCUCUUUCUCCCUUCUUUUUUUGGCUUUUCUCCUUUUUCUCUCAGGUCCUGGAACAUCGAUCUACUUCUACAAACCAGAAGCGACGUCCAGCAUGGACGCUGCCCAGCGGGACGCCGCUCUGUUGUACGUGGUGCAAUCCGGCACGCUGAUGAUGGAAUAUUUACGAGCCCGUGGGGAAGCCUCUUCGGCCGCAGCCUCUCGGCGUCGGUGGGCCUUCCUGCACUCCCUAGGGCGGCGAGGAGGAGAGGAGGACGGAGACGAUGACCUGGGGGAGGAGAAGGAAGAGGAGGAGGAGGAGGAGGACGGAGAGGAAGAAGAGGAUGCCGAAGAGGACGAGGUCUUCCUGGCCAGACAGACCUGCAGUGCCAGUUUCAGGCGCGGUGGACGCCUGCGUUCAGUGGAAAGACGCUUCUGGGCUCGGCCGCGUAGCACCGAGUGGUGGGACCGGACGGUCCUGGAGACCUGGGACGAUAGUGAAUGGUUGCAGAACUUCAGGAUGUGCAAGGCGACCUUCUUGGACCUUUGCGCCCGGCUGUCUCCGGCUUUGCAGCGCCAGAAAACCCGGAUGCGGAUCCCGCUGAGCGUGGAGAAGCGAGUGGCCAUCGCCAUCUGGAAGCUGGCCACCUCCGUCUGCUACCGCGACGUAGGCAACCAAUUCGGCGUCGGCAGGUCCACCGCCGGCUCGGUGGUGCUGGAGGUGUGCCGGGCCAUUCAGAGGGUGUUGAUGCGCUCCACGGUGAACGUGGGGAACAAUCUGGCGGAUAUUGUCCAGGGCUUCGAGGCGAGGGGUUUCCCCAACUGCGCCGGCGUGGUGGGCACCAGCCACAUGCCCAUCUUGUGUCCUCCUCACCAAGCGUCGGAGUACGUCAACACCAAGGGCUACUACUCGAUGGCCUUGCAAGCUUUGGUGGACCAUCGAGGGAAGUUCACCCAUCUGAGCGCGGGGUGGCCCGGCAAGACCCAUGAAGCCAAGAUCUUCAACAAGUCCACCUUGUUCACCAAAGGGCAGGAAGGGACUCUCUUCGCUCCCGGUUCUGUGGAGAUCAACGGCAUAUCGGUCCCUCGGGUCAUCUUAGGAGGACCGGCCUACCCUCUCCUUCCGUGGUUGAUGGUGCCCUACACGGAAGGUCUGGAUGAGACCAAGGAGGCCUUCAACGUCACGUUGAGCCGGUGCCAGGAACCCCUGGAAGAAGCCUUCAGCCGCCUGAAGGGCCGGUGGCGCUGCCUGACGGGACGCAACGAUUGCGCGGUGGAGAACCUUCCCCGCCUCAUCUCGGCCUGUUGCGUCCUGCACAACAUCUGUGAGGAGAAAGGGGAGGCCUACGAGGAGAAGUGGGAAGUGGAGGCCAGGCAGCUGGCCGCCACCUUCGAACAGCCCCUGCAGCGGCCCGAUACGCGCAUUAAGCCCGCCGCACGGUCGGAGAACGUCCGGGACGCUCUCUGCAUGUACAUCGCCGGGAAGAUAUGAAGAGCGGAAGGAGGCCGGCGGUGGUGCUGCGGGUUAUUUUGGGGAGAUCCAGCCUGAAUUGAGACUUUGCGCCCAGGACGUGGUCAGGUUGCACCCCAAAACAGUACCCAGAAUUCUGGGUAGCAUUAAACCAGCAGAUUAUAUUCUUGAAAUUGAUUUUGGGGUGAAGAGUUGAGAAAUUUAGGGUAGAGAAUCCAUAGAUUAGUCAGUGUUUCACAAUCUUGGCCACUUUUAAGAUGGGUGGACUUCAACUCCCAGAAUUCCCCAGCCAUUCUGGGAAUUGAAGGCCGCAUGGCUUAAAGUAGCUGAAGUUGCUGACCUUCAUGUUGGCUGAGGAAUUCUGGGAGUUGAAGUCCCCCCAUCUUAAAAGUGGCUGAGUUUGCUAACCUCCAUAUUGUCUGGGGAAUUCUGGGAGUUGAAGUCCCCCCAUCUUAAAGUUACCAUGGUUGCUAACAGCCAUGUUGUUUGAGGAAUUCUGGGAGUUGAAGUCGCCCCAUCUUAAAGUUACUAAGGUUCCUAAAAGCCAUGUUGGCUGGGGAAUUCUGGGAAUUGAAGUCCCCCCAUCUUAAAGUUACCAAGGUUAUUAACGGCCAUGUUGUCUGGUGAAUUAUGGGAGUUGAAGUCCCCCCAUCUUAAAGUGGCUGAGUUUGCUAACCUCCAUAUUGUCUGGGGAAUUCUGGGAGUUGAAGUCCCCCCAUCUUAAAGUUACCAUGGUUGCUAACAGCCAUGUUGUUUGAGGAAUUCUGGGAGUUGAAGUCGCCCCAUCUUAAAGUUACUAAGGUUCCUAAAAGCCAUGUUGGCUGGGGAAUUCUGGGAAUUGAAGUCCCCCCAUCUUAAAGUUACCAAGGUUAUUAACGGCCAUGUUGUCUGGGGAAUUCUGGGAGUUGAAGUCCCCCCAUCUUAAAGUGGCUGAGGUUGCUAACAGCCAUGUUGUCUGGGGAAUUCUGGGAGUUGAAGUCCCCCCCAUCUUAAAGUGGCUGAGGUUCCUAACAGCCAUGUUGGCUGGGGAAUUCUGGGAGUUGAAGUCCCCCCAUCUUAAAGUGGCUGAGGUUCCUAACAGCCAUAUUGUCUGGGGAAUUCUGGGAGUUGAAGUCCCCCCCAUCUUAAAGUGGCUGAGGUUCCUAACAGCCAUGUUGUCUGGGGAAUUCUGGGAGUUGAAGUCCACUUAUCUUAAAACUGCUGAGGUUGAGAAUCACUGCCUUACGCGGACUUGUAUCCUUCGCGUAAGUAGGGAGUGAGUCAUUUAAAUUACCACGGACACUUGUUUUGCAAAGCAGAUUAACCACCCCAGUACCGUUUAUCUGCCUCCGCAGAGUGUCUGGGGAAAUGAAACACACCCUGUAUUUAAUUCUUUAAUUCAUAUUAGAGGAUGAUUGAGGAUAUGCAUGGGCCUCCUGCCAAAAAUUGCAAUCGGUGCACCAUGGGUUUCCUGGUGAUGCAGAUCCCGGCUCAAGCCCAGGCUUGUAUCCAUGUAAACCUGGUUAACAGUCUUCUCUAGCUAGCAUGGUAGCUAAGAGACUCCCCCCCCCCGAGAGUCAGCGAGAUGAACGGCAAAUAAAUUUAAUACAUAAUAAUAAUAAUAAUAAUAAUAAUAAUAAUAAUAAUAAUAAUAAUAAUAAAAAUAAAAAUAAAAAUAAUAGAAGGGAGCACACCAGAUUGGGGUAUGUUCCUAUAGGAUCUUUUUUAAAAAAAAAACAAACCAGCUUUUUUUGGUGAUGUUAGACCGGGUUUAGAACGGAAGCCAAAAGACUCAUGAGGACUAGAAUCUUUGCAGACGUCGGAUCCAUUUUAACUUUGUUUAUUCCAGUUCAAUGCCGCCCAAAACUGCAAAUCGGUACCGGAGUUGGUAAAUCUUUUCAGAGCCGCUGGGAGGGAGGGAGCCAAUAUAUAUAUAUAAUUUAAUAAAUCAGUAUUAUGCUUCAUCAAACACUAUUUUCGGUCAGGAAAGAGUCAAAAAAACAAGUCAAUAUGUCAGCUUGAAACCCCUUUUAUAAUGCCGAUCAAAAAUGGGUGAAUUUCGGUCACCCUGCAUAUUAUUUAUUUCACUGUUCCCAUUUCAUGUAUUGAUUUAUAUCCUGCCUUAUUUUUACAAAUAACUCAAAACAGGCGAAUGUAUCCAAGACGCCUUCUUCCUUCCUAUUUUCUUGCCAUUGUUUAAAAUCUUUUCUUCCCCCGCCCCGGAACGUCCCAGCUAUUAUUAUACAGCUAGUCCUUGACUUACAACCGUUCUUUUGAGUGACCGUUGGAAGUUACGACGGUACUGGGGGAAAAAAAGUGAUUGAUGACUGAUCAAAAUUCAAAUGCUUGGCAACUGGCAUGGACUUAUGACAGUUGCGGGCUCUCCGGGGUUGGGGUCACGCAAUCCCCUUUUGCAACCUUCUGACCAGCAGAGUCCAUGGGGAAGCCGGAUUCACUUAACGACUCGGUAAGGUCGUAAAAGGAGACAAAACUCGCUUAACUGUCUUGUUUAGCAACAUGAGUUUUGGGCUCCAUUGUGGUCAUAAGUCGAGGACUAUCGGCGUCGGGCAUUUUCCGUUACUGCAUAAUUCAUUUCUGUCGUUAAAAGAUCUGCCGUUGCAUUUGUACGACGCAAUUAAGGUACAAAAUUCUCAAUUUCACGAGGCCCGAUUAACCUGUUUUCCGGUUUGCCUCGUGCCUUAAACCGUACACCCGGCCAAACAGGAUGAUGGAAACCACAAUAAACGAAGAAUUAAAGGAUGAUUUACCGGCGUGCCUCUGACACAAGCUAUAUUUCGGUUUCUCGAAGGCCGGUUCCACGGCUCGCCAAAAGAAAGUGAGUCCCAAAAAAAUUCUAUUUAAGCAUUUCCCUAAGCUUGAGUUAGAAUCCGGCUGCUAAAAAUUCCAGCUGUAAAGUUAAGAAAGUGCAAAGAGAUCCGAGGUCAGGAUGAAACAAUGUUGUGACAUCACAAAAUGUACACAACCCAUGAGGCUUGCAUGAUGGGAAGGUUGCCGGCUGGGGUGAAAUUGAAGCAACUCUUUUCCUCCAUGAGGACUAUAAACUUGUCAAGGGAGCCCAACCAUGUGACUGGAGAACUUGAAAGGGAAUA